CCCCGCUCUCGCGAGAGCCGCGCCCGGAAGCGGCCGAGCCGGCGCUGAGGGCCCGCCCGCCAUGGAGGCCCCGCGGGCGCUGCCGCUGCUGCUCCCGCUGCUGCUGCUGCUGCUGGGGCUCUGCGCCGCCGACGGCUCGCAAACGGAGCCCGGCGGAUCUCCCGCGGUGUCUGAGGGAGCCGGAGCAGGUGACAACGGGGAGCACACGAACACGAACACAGGGAACGGAAACGAGCAGACGGACCAGGGUAACUCCAACAACGGCAACCCCAACACAGACACGAGCGGCGGGACCAACGCGGAUGAGAACACGCAAAAUGAACAGCAGGACAAAAAUCCGACUGUAAACGACAGCAACGACAAGAAGGAGAAUAAGGAGUCACAAAAAGGCAACGGCACAGAGGCUGCUCAGGAGGGCCAAGGUGCAGAUGGCAAUGGUAGAAGCAGCAACGGAGGAGGUGGGGAACAAGGAGGCGAAAACCAGAACAGCAGCAGUGGUAACACAGGCAAGACAGGCAGUGAUGGGCAGGACAGCGCAGGCGGUGCCCCUGGUAGCCAGGGCACUGCAGGGGCCAGCAGUGUUAGCCAGGGCAAUGCAGGCAGUGGCACUGUUGGCCAGGGCAGUAAAGACUCCAGCACUGCAGACACGGGCAACCAAAGCAGUGGCACUGGUAGCCAGGGCACUACAGGGACCAGCAGUAAUGGUGACAGUGGCAGCCAGAACAACAACAACAACCAGCAGAGCAGUGUCAGCAAGAACGGCCAGGGUGGCAGCCAGGCAGGGGACAACGAGAACGGGGGCAGCACGGGUGACAAGGACAAGAACAGCAGUGACAAGAACACAAAUGGCAGUACCAACCAGAGCAACAGCCAGAACAGCAAUGACCAGGACAACACCAACAGGGACCAGGACACCAACCAGGGCAGCAACAACCACAACAGCAACACCCAGGACAGCACCAACCAGGACCAGGGCAACACCCAGGGUGGCACCAACCAGGGCAACGGUGACGGGAGCAGGGCUGGCAACGGGGCCAGCAGCCCAGGCGGGCAGCAGGCCCAGGCUGAGAGCCAGGGCAGUGCUGCUGGCGAGCAGCCUCAGGGCCAGGACAGUGCUCAGAACUCCCAGGAGGAGCAGAGUCCUGUGUCCCACUCGGCUGCCCCCGCUGGGGAGGGUGACAGCUCCUUGGAGAAUGAGGAGAGCGCCGUGGAGGACGUGGCCAAGGCUGAGGAGGGCAGUGACACCUCCCUGGAGCAGGACAGGGACAGGAGUGUUCCCUCCCUGCCCAGGGCCCGCUCGGAGAGCAGCCACUUCUUUGCCUACCUGGUGACCACGGCUGUCAUUGUCGCUGCCCUCUACGUGGCCUACCACAACAAGCGCAAGAUCAUUGCUUUUGCUCUGGAAGGAAAAAGAUCAAAAACGGGUCGACGGCCCAAAUCUGGUGAUUAUCAGAGACUGGAUCAGAAGAUCUAGAUUCCUGCUCAGAUGAUGGCGGGGCUGCAGUGCUGCCACAGUUGGAUUCCAGCCACGGGAAGGAGGGGAAGCGCUUUUUGUUUUGCACCUGCACCUUGAUAAAACCUCUCACUUCCCUGAAUUGCUCCUUUCCCAGCUGCCUUGUUUUCCCCCUGGGCGUCUGGCUGCUGGAAAAGCCAGACCCAGGACUUGUGUGUCCCAAUGCAAUGGAAUUUGCCAUCUGCUGGACUGACCCCUCCUAUUUUGGGGAAAUUAAGGAUCUGCUGCACAAUGAGCCAUGGGACUGUCCCUUGCCUGGGAACGACACUGCCUUGGUCUCCUCCUGCCCCUCCUUCUCCACCUGCUGGGUUUGGAUGCUCAGGGUGGGAGCACCUGAGUUCUCUGGAAUUGAUCCAGCACAGACUCAGAUUUGGGUUUUCUCUCCCUGGUCAGUCUCACACCCAGAUUCCCUUUUCCACACACACCUUUGGCCGUGCUGAAGCAGUUUUUGUAGCUCAAACCCUCUGUGCUCCAUGCAGGUCUCUUCCCUCCCAGUGCUCCCAGUUCAGCCGUUUGCACUGGGGGUGUUGGUAGUGGUGGGCUGUGGAGGAGGGGGUCAGGCUGGGGAAUCCAUGCCCUGUUGGGUCAGGGAUUCAGGUGGGAAGAUUGCUUCCUGCCCUCGUCAGGUGUGGGAAGAAAGGAAUGUAAAUCCCUGAGGAGUUUGGGAUGAGGGAGGCUCCCAGUCCCUCCAGUGCUGGACCUGUACUGGUCAGCCCAAGGGUUGGUGCCCCACUCACACCUGUGAGGUGGUUUUCAUUCCUGCAGCUCCACUCCCCAGAGAUUUCUUCAAGCUGGGAUGUUUCUGGAGAGGGCACAAAGUACCUGCUUGGCUCCUGCUUUGGAUUUCUCCAGAAAAAAAAAGAUUUGAGGAGCCCAGAACUCCUCACGUGGGCACCCAGCUGUGCCACGUCAGGUGCCAGGCGUGUGCCAGUCCUGCACUGACUGCAUGGGAAGAGUCCCAGGAUGGUUAAGUUCCCUUCUGGGGGCUUUUUCUGGCCCUGCCAGGCUUGGGAGCAAUCAGCUCCUUGCCCUGUGGUCACCUUGGACAAGGGCAGAGCUGUUUCCUGGUCACUGUGAAAGCUGCAGCUCUAGUUUUGAUUUCUUAAUGGUUUAUUCCAAGAGGGAAGAGAGGGUUUGGCCUUCUCCAAACCCUAAAACCAUCCUCUCCCUUUUUGCUGGCUCUUGGCAAGCAUCAGAGUCUCUCUUGGCUUUAAGGAGUUCUCAGUGUUUCCCUAGGAAACAUCGUGGGUGCUGAAGGGACUUCAGGAGUUGUUUGGAGAGCAGGAGGGUGGAGGGAGGGAAGGGGAACAGAGCUGGGAGUGCAGCUCUGGGGACAAAGGGUGGGAACCCCCUGCCCCAGCCCACCCUGCUGAGGGGUCAGCCAGGCUGGGGGCUGCUGGGGAGGGGGACACUUCUGGCUUUUUGGGCACAGCAGGGAGGCAGACCCUGUUCCAGCCUGUGGGAUUCUGUGUGCUGCUCUGGCCAGGGGUUUUGGAGUGUGUGUGCUUUUUGGAGUGUGAGUGCUCUACGCUGGCUUUGUCCUGGUUUGUCUUUUUUUAAAUUGAAUAACAAUUUAGAAAGGCUUUUUAUUUUUUCACCAUCUACUUCCUUUUCUAUCCUGGGACCUGUUCCAAACCCUCUCUUGCCCCAGGCUGUGGGAUCCCACCCUGCUGCCAGCAGGGAAGGAAUAUUUUGUACCUCCAGCACCUGGAUCCCAGGCUGAGCCAAGCAUUCCUUAGGGUGAUGGGGACACACCUCACGGGGCUGGGGAGAGGCAGGGCUCACAGCAGGCUGAAUUGUGGGGUUUUGCCCCAAAAUCUCCCCCCCAGCACUUCCCAGGGCUGCUGAGUUCUGCCAGCAGUCUGGGCUGCCCCAGGCCUUGGGGCUGCUCCCAGUUGGUUGAGUUAUCCCUUUCCCAAAGGGAUCGAGGUGCACAAGAACCUUUUCCCUUUAGACACUCGUGUUUUCCAUGGGUGCUGUCUGUUGGUACAGGGUUUUUUUGCCAAAUAUUCCUACUUUUUAGGCUCGAACCAGCACAUGAUUUGUUUUCUGCUGCAGUGCAAUGCACCUUGCUUGGAAGGAUCAGAAUUUUUUACAGUUCUUUGUACUGUUUUUUUUAUUUUCUGUGUGGUGAAAUCAGUAAAUGGAUUAAAAAAGACACAAAAGGUUGAGUUUUCA
Serinus canaria (Common canary) is the source of this 3691-nucleotide messenger RNA. It is a transcript of the gene TGOLN2, whose product is annotated as trans-golgi network protein 2. Lineage: Eukaryota; Metazoa; Chordata; Aves; Passeriformes; Fringillidae. The coding region runs from base 62 to 1474 and encodes 470 amino acids. The transcript is spliced from 4 exons. The record is from RefSeq and is a predicted model, not a curated record. Gene Ontology annotation, cellular component: trans-Golgi network transport vesicle; endosome; trans-Golgi network.